AUGAAGUCCUUCGAGAGACUGGUAUUGUUGCACCUGAAGGACAUUAUAGACCCCCUGCUGGACCCCCUGCAGUUUGCCUACCGGGCAAACAGGUCGGCGGAUGAUGCUGUCAACAUGGAACUGCACUACAUCCUGCAACACCUCGACUCUGCAGGGACGUACGCCAGGAUCCUGUUUGUGUACUUCAGUUCGGCGUUCAAUACCAUUGUUCCAGACAUCCUCCACACCAAGCUCACCCAGCUCACUGUGCCCUCCUCCACGUGUCAGUGGAUUACAAACUUCCUGACUGACAGGAAGCAGCAGGUGAGGUUAUGGAGCAUCACAUCCAGCACCCGGACUAUCAGCACUGGCGCCCCCCAGGGUUGUGUGCUCUCCCCACUGCUCUUCUCCCUUUACACCAACGACUGUACCUCUAAAGACCCGUCUAUUAAACUCCUGAAAUUUGCAGACGACACAACGAUCAUCGGCCUCAUCCAGGAUGGUGACAAGUCUGCUUACAGGCGGCUGGUCUGCUGGUGUGGUCAGAACAAUCUGGAGCUGAAGACACUCAAAACUGUGGAGAUGACAGUGGACUUUAGCAACUCUGUGACUGCUGUUGAAAACUUCAAGUUUCUGGGCUCCACAAUCUCCCGGGACCUGAAGUGGGAGACCAACACAGUCACCAUAAUCAAAAAGGCCCAGCAGAGGUUGUACUUCCUGCACCAGCUCAGGAAGUUCAACCUACCUGAGGAGCUGCUGUCACAAUUCUACUCUGCCAUCAUUCAGUCUGUUCUUGGCUCCUCAAUCACUGUUUGGUUUGGAUCGGCCACAAUACAGAAUGCAACGGACAAUAAGGACUCCAGAGAAAAUUGUUGGUGUCAGCCUGCCCUCCAUCCAGGACCUGUACCUGACCAGAGAAUCCUCUGCACAGCCACAUCAGACAAAUGUUUGUCUGCACCCUGCCAGAAUGGAGCUACCUGUGUGGACACUGUGGAUGACUACGCCUGUAUCUGUGCCAGAGAAGGGGUCCAAUACAUGGGCAAAAACUGUGAUGAAUUCUAUGAUGCCUGCUCCUUUGCACCAUGUGAAGUCUGUUCCAGCACCCCUGGGACCAGAGACUAUAAUUGCAUCUGCCCAGAAGGACUUAUGGGUGAUAACUGCACAGAGGAGGUGGAUGAGUGUCAGAGCAGCCCCUGCUCUGAACCCCGUUCAAUGUGUAUAGACCAGUUGAAUGGUUACUUCUGCAGAUGUCCUGCUGGGUUGGGAGGACAGGUCUGCAAAACACGUGUAACUGACUGCAUCGAUGAACCCUGCAGGAACAAUGGGACUUGUGUGUUACAAGCAGAAGGCUUCGAAUGCCAUUGUGCACCAGGGUUCAAGGGGAACACUUGUGAGGAAGAUGUGAAUGAGUGUUUAUCAGAGCCUUGUCAUAAUGGAGCCAUUUGUGUAGACGGGGUUGCAGAGUUCCACUGCUUCUGCGUGCCUGGUUUUCAGGGCUACAAGUGUGAAAUAGACAUCAACGAGUGUGCUUCACGACCCUGUGAGAACAAUGCCACGUGUAUCAAUGAGAAAGACCACUAUAACUGUGAUUGUCUGGCAGGCUUUGCAGGAGUCAACUGUGACAUUGAAAUAGACGAGUGUGAGUCCAGUCCCUGCCGCAAUGGAGCCACCUGCCGUGACCUGAUCGGCAUGUACUCAUGUGAAUGUCUGCCUGGGUUUGACGGCAUCGACUGUGAGGUUGAUGUUGACGAGUGUGCCAGUGAUCCCUGUCAGAAUGUAGCUGUCUGUCAUGACAUGGUAAACAGCUAUGAAUGUGACUGCAGUGAUACAGGAUUCCAGGGUUACCACUGUGAAGUGGACAUCCCUGAGUGUGCCUCUGAUCCCUGCCAUCAUGGUGCCACAUGUCUAGAGGAGGUCAAAGGAUACACCUGCCUCUGUUGGUCAGGUUAUGAAGGACCAAACUGUGAAAAUGACAUAGAUGAGUGUGCAGAGCAGCCUUGUGAGAAUGGUGGGGAGUGUUUUGAGCGUUCAGAUCCUUCUCACUGGGAGAUGGAGUGGGAGCUCAGCUUUGCAGAUGCAGCUGGAUAUAUUUGUCAGUGUCAGUCUGGGUUUGCAGGAGAGAACUGCUCUGUCAACAUUGAUGAGUGUGAGUCUGAACCCUGUCAGAAUGGAGGCAGUUGUGAGGAUAAGAUCAAUGGCUACAUCUGUACAUGUUCAGCAGGAUUUCUAGGUGAGCUGUGUGACAUUGACAUUGAUGAAUGUGCAAGCCAACCCUGUCAGAAUGGUGGCUGGUGUGAAGACAGCAGAGCGUCCUACAUCUGCCACUGUCCUGAGGCAGAACCAGGUGAACUUCCUUGGGGAGGAUAUCACUGCGAUGUGAGACUCCAUGGCUGUGUGGACCAUGAAUGCCAGAAUGGAGCCACCUGUCAUCCACGGCUGGAGAGUGGAGAACACAAUCACAUAUGCUUGUGUCCUCAUGGCUUCUAUGAUGAGCAGUGCUCCACAAGUACAACAUUCUCCUUCUCCACUCCAGGAUUCAUUCACAUUCAGAUUGCUCUAAAAGAAAGGAGCCGAAGGGAAGUUGAGCACCAUGUUCAAAUAGGUUUCGAGGUACAGCUACGUUUUAGGACCACUAUACCCAAUAUGUUGUUCAUCUACAGAGGGGAUGUGGACAACCACCUUAUCCUAGAGAUUGUGAAUGGUGGUCUUAGGGCUAAAGCUUUUUCUGAGGAAUCGUAUCUGGAUGUGACAUUUCCAGGCUUGGUUAAUGACGGGGCCUGGUGGGAUGCUCAUGUUCGUCUUGAUAAUCAAGGUCUAAUUCUGAUUAUAAAAGGCCCUGGAUGUGACAAUGAUGGGUGUAGGGUUAUGGAUAGCACACAUGAAUUACCUUUCCAGCCCUCUGAAGCCUUCACUAACAUUUAUAUAGGUGGAGCACCAAAGGAGCUUUUGGAGGGCUUUGCAAGUGAUGUGGGAUUCAUUGGAUGUAUGGAAGACCUAAUGAUAGACUCUAAGCUUAUCCUACCCCAAACACUACCAGAGGACCAAGGCCACGAGCUGGGCUGCAGUAAGAAUGAAUGGUGUAAGCCUGAUCCCUGCUAUGGGCAUGGACGUUGUGUGGACCUGUGGACCAGCUACCAGUGUGAGUGUUACCGUCCCUUCCACAGUGAGAGCUGCUCUAAAGAAUUCCCUUCAUGGACAUAUGGCUAUGAGGAAACUGUGAGUUUCAGUGCCUACACUGUAAGUAAGAGCCUUGGGAACAACUUCAAUGUGUCCUUUUUCCUGAGGUCAUUAAAGCCAGAUGGACUGCUGUUCCAGCUGAGGAGACCUACAGAGGAGGAGGGGGAAAAGAUCUACUUCUCAAUCCAUCUGGGGAUGGGCAGAAUUCUGGUUAGCUCUCUGCCUAACAGUGUCCCACUGACAGCACCAGUAUUUGUGACCACUGGCCAGAGGCAACUUUUGCAGGUGGAAGUCCAACAUAGACAAGUGAUCUUUGAGCAUGCAGGCCUUCGCUAUGGAAUAGGAGAGAUCCCUGAAGUGAAUAUUAACAGUGGAGAUCAGGCCUAUGUAGGAGGGCUUCCAGGAGACUUGGACUCAGAUGUGUGGGGGGGCUAUUACAAAGGUUGCCUGCAGGACCUUCGUUUAGAUUCAGUGCAUUUGGAUGCAGAUGCCUGGAACAUUUUGGAUGAAGAGAAACUGCUUUUACCAAGUGAUGCUGAAAAUGUAAAGGAGGGGUGUGUCAGUGAUGAUACUUGCAAGAUGAAGCCUUGUCAAAACGGAGGAGAAUGCACCAUCACAUUCAACGAUUUUACAUGCUCCUGUCUGGCAGAAUACACCGGAAAGACCUGCAAAAAACGUGUUUGGUGUAUAAGUGGUCCUUGUGUCAAUGGUGGCCAUUGUGUGGACCUCCCUGAUGGAUAUGAAUGUCUACACAAUGCCACAUUUGAGAACAAUCCUCUGCAAUACAGCGCCGGAGGCUCCCUGACUGAACCUGUCUCCAAUAUAUACAUGGAGCUGCGGACUCGAUCAGAGAAUGCUGUGCUUCUGAGGGCCUCUUGGGGCUCUGACCUGUUUAUGGUGGGUCUUCUGGACUCCUCAGUACGAGUAGAAAUCCACAUUGGCAACAGUGUAGAGACACUGACCUUCACAGGAGUUCGCAGAGUAGCUGAUGGGAGCUGGCAUCGUGUGAACGUCUCAAUGGCUGAGAAGGAGCGCAAACCUGCUCCCUGGGUCAUCACUGUGGAUGGAAUCAUAGAUACCAGCAGCUUGCCAGAGCGCACAAAAAGCCUGCAAUUUAUCAAUGAGCAGGGGGCCAUGUUGGCCAUUGCAGAGAGCUUCACUGGCUGCUUGGGUGCAGUGAGAGUUGGUGGAGUCCACCUUCCUUUUAUUGAUAACUAUAAAGCACCACAGCAAUCCCAGUUCCAUUUUAUAGGAAAACCAAAGCUUAAUUUAGGCUGCACUAGUACCCCUGUUUGUGAUUCAGGCCCUUGUCUAAAUGGAGCCACAUGUGAGGACCUCUUCAAUAAAUUUGGCUGUGUGUGUGACUCUGGCUGGGAGGGAGAUCAGUGUGAGACUGACACUGAUGACUGUGCAUCUCAGCUCUGUGUUCAUGGAACCUGCAAGGACUACUUAGCUGGUUUUGAGUGCUAUUGCCACCAAGGAUAUACUGGCACACUCUGUGAUGAAGAUCUCAAUGAGUGUGAACAUCACGCUUGUGAACAUGGAGGCACCUGUCAGGAUGGACCUAAUAUGUACACCUGUAUAUGUCCCAAAGACUACAGUGGUCCUCUCUGCCAGUGGGACUAUCCCCCAAUACAGUGUGGUGAUAAUGUCCAGUGUGAAAAUGAUGGGAUCUGCAAUGAUGGGCUUUGGGGAGCUAACUGUUCAUGCAUGCCAGGUUUUACAGGCACCAGAUGUGAAACAGAGAUUGAUGAAUGUGAGUCUAACCCCUGUCGAAAUGGUGGAUCCUGUUUGGAUCGGUUCCACAUGUUUGUGUGCGAGUGCCCCCCUGGCUACAGUGGUCCAGUGUGUGACACUAACAAACAAGCUCAUAAAGAAGGCCUCUCCUGGCUGGUGGUAGCUAUCCCGCUGCUCUGUUUCUCCAUUCUAACACUGAUCAUCAGCUUGACCUUCAUGGUGCUCAUGGCCAGAAAGAAACGCCAGUCGGAGGGUGUAUACAGCCCCAGUGCUCAGGAGCUGGCAGGUGCCCGGCUGGAGAUGGACAGCAUGCUCAAAGUCCCACCAGAGGAAAGACUCAUCUGACAAAAAGGCUGAGAAACUAAGGGUGUUAGAGGUGAUACUAGCACUAUGAG
Paralichthys olivaceus (Japanese flounder) is the source of this 5288-nucleotide messenger RNA. NCBI's taxonomy places the organism in Eukaryota, Metazoa, Chordata, Actinopteri, Pleuronectiformes, Paralichthyidae. The record is from RefSeq and is a predicted model, not a curated record.